AUGGACAUGCAGAAGGGAACCCCUAUAUUGUCCAGGAUAUUGAGCCGACAUCCGUUCAGGAAUGAGCAAAAGGCUGGCUCCUUUUGGAAAAGAGUUGGAGCUUACUUCAAUGCAAGUCCUCAGCUUGUUGGUAUGCAAGAUAGAGAGGUUGGCAACUGUAAGCAAAGGUGGUCCAAGAUCAGUGACCAAGUCUCCAAGUUUGUUGGCUCGUUACAUGCUGCAACAAGUCAGCAAUCAAGUGGUCAGAAUGACAAUGAUGUAAUGAAGCUUGCUAAUGAAAUCUAUCCCCAUGAUUACGGUGCCAAGUUCACACUUGAGCAUUGUUGGAGGGAGCUCAAAUAUAAACAGAAAUGGCUGGCAACUUUCGGGAUAGAUAACAGCAAGUCAAAAAGAAGGAAGGUUGAAGAUGGUUCUCAAGCUUCUGUCCAGUCAUCGAGCCAUGGAGAUCAAAAAGAGGCUCGUCCUGAAGGUGUGAAGAAGGCAAAGUCAAGGUUGAAGGCUCAACUGAGUGCCAAAGAGAUGGAAGCAACCAGCAGCAAGCCUGUGGAGAAGUUGCAAGAGAUGUUUGAGAUAAGGAAGCAGGAUCAUGAAUUGAAGAAGCAAGACUUUGAAAUGAAGGAGAAGCUUAAUAAGCAACAUAUGUUGGAGACUCUCCUUGCAAAAAAAGAGCCUCUUAGUGAGACUGAACUGGCUUUGAAGAACAAACUAAUAAGUGAUAUGUUGUCAUAA
Brassica oleracea var. oleracea is the source of this 729-nucleotide messenger RNA. RefSeq names its product glutathione S-transferase T3-like. The transcript is spliced from 2 exons. Lineage: Eukaryota; Viridiplantae; Streptophyta; Magnoliopsida; Brassicales; Brassicaceae. The coding region runs from base 1 to 729 and encodes 242 amino acids. The record is from RefSeq and is a predicted model, not a curated record.